Molecule: messenger RNA, 378 nt
Organism: Helianthus annuus (common sunflower)
Lineage: Eukaryota; Viridiplantae; Streptophyta; Magnoliopsida; Asterales; Asteraceae
Exons: 1
Coding region: 1-378 (125 amino acids)
Source: RefSeq, a predicted model, not a curated record
AUGACUCCAAUUAAAAAAUUCCUUAAAAAUGGUGAGUUACCUGCUGAUCAAACAGAGGCUGAAAGCGUUAAAGUCAAGUCUAGACAGCACGUGUUGCAAGGUGAAAUACUCUACAAAAAGGGUUACCUUGCACCCUUACUGGGAUGUGUCGGUCCCGAACAAAGCCAGUACUUGAUCAAAGAGGUUCAUAAAGGUAUAUGCGGAGCUCAUUUUGGAGCAAGAACGGUGGUUGCUAAACUAAUGAACCUUGGGUAUUUUUGGCCUUCCAUGCACCGAGACACCACUGAACAACUAAGAAAGUGUGAUUCCUGCCAAAUUCAUGCACCAGUCCCGAAAAGCCCCAAGCAUGACCUUGUCCCGAUCAAACGGUCAGGUUGA